UCUUGUAUUUACAUUAAUCCAUAAAAGAAGAGUUCUGUAAGAGAUUAUACACGUUUUCUGUUUCAACAUUAUUUAGUAACAUUUAUCAUUAAAAAAAAUUAUGGCUGACCCUCUUCCUCGCAAAAUGGAAGCUCUCAUGAAAACAUCUGAGAAAGAAUCAUUUGAACUUAAAACUUUAGAUUUACCAGAACCUGUUGGGGACGAAGCACUCAUAAAAGUUGAAGUUGUAUCACUAUGUGGAUCAGAUAUCAAUUUAUAUAAGUGGAAUGAAAUUGCAAAAAUCAUAGCUAACAUUCCAUUUACUCCAGGUCAUGAAUGUGCUGGUACUGUAGUGAAAUGUGGUCCAUCAUCCACAGUCAUCAUAGGCCAACGUGUCACUGUAGAGAACCAUUUUUUUUGUGGUCACUGCUACCAAUGUAAACAUGGGUUACAAGGUAUCUGUAAGAACAUGGGGCAAUAUGGUCAUGGAAACAAAACAAUUUAUGGAGGAUGCUCCCAAUACAGCAUUGUACCUUCAAAAUAUUUAUACUGUUUAAAGACCAAUAUAUCUUUCCUUGAAGCUACACUUUUAGAGCCACUUGGAGUGUCUCAUCAAGCAAUAGAAUCUUUGGAAGUACAAAAUGAAGAUGUUUUGAUUAUUGGAUGUGGAGCAAUUGGUAUAUUAGCAACAUCUGUGGCAAAAGCCCUUGGAGCCAACAGAGUUAUCUGUACAGAUAUAGUAGAUGAACGUUUACAACUAGCAAAAAAGAUGGGAGCAGAUGUAAUUGUCAACUCUUCAAACCAGGAUCUCAAAAAUUUCAUUAUGAAUUUAACAAAUGAUGAUGGUAUUAACCGAAUUUGUGAAUGCACUGGUUCACCAAUUAUGGUGAAUUCCAUGUUUGGCAUGCUCAGAAAGGGUGGUCAUGUUGUCAUGGUAGGUUUGCCAAAAGAACCAAUCCACAUUGAAAAUGCCACUCGAGACAUAGUUUUUAAAUCUUUGACUCUAAAAACAGUACAUGGUAGACGUAUAUUCCAUACUUGGGAAUGCUGUGAAAUGUUGGUGUUUAGUGGUCAAGUUGAUGUUAAGCCACUGGUUACACAUAAGUUUCCAAUGAGAGAAUUUGAAGAAGCAUUCAAGACUAUCUUCAGUGGAAAAUGUGUUAAAGCUAUCCUUGAACCCUAAAUUGGAAUACCAUUAGCCUCAAUCUAAAUAUUUUUUAAGUUUUGGUUUUUACUAAAGAUUGCUAAUUGUAAUAAGUCAAAUUUAUAAUAAAACAAAAAUUUCAUUGGUAUUUAAUAUUUCACUUUUAAAAAACAUGUUCCUUUCCUGAAAGGACCAUACCUAUUCCUCUAAAAUAUGUUGAUAUGUUUAUCACCCGGAGAGCAUUCUUAAAAAAAUUGUACUGCAAUUGUUCAAUAAAGUCUAGUUACUCUUUA
Messenger RNA from Octopus sinensis (East Asian common octopus), 1416 nucleotides. RefSeq names its product L-threonine 3-dehydrogenase-like. The transcript has 6 exons. The record is from RefSeq and is a predicted model, not a curated record. The coding region runs from base 101 to 1162 and encodes 353 amino acids. Gene Ontology annotation, molecular function: oxidoreductase activity; zinc ion binding. Lineage: Eukaryota; Metazoa; Mollusca; Cephalopoda; Octopoda; Octopodidae.